Messenger RNA from Frankliniella occidentalis (western flower thrips), 1936 nucleotides. RefSeq names its product loricrin-like. The record is from RefSeq and is a predicted model, not a curated record. NCBI's taxonomy places the organism in Eukaryota, Metazoa, Arthropoda, Insecta, Thysanoptera, Thripidae. Gene Ontology annotation, molecular function: lysozyme activity. The transcript is spliced from 7 exons. Bases 391 to 1794 code for a protein of 467 amino acids.
CUCUCGCCCCGCGCAGCCCUCCUGCUCUCUUUCUCUCGCUCGCUCUCGUGCAGCAGAAUGAGCCGAGUCACGGCGGUGCCGUGCAGACGGUGCGCAUCAGUAAAGUGUACUUUUCCAAGGCGGCGGCACGGGGGGAAGCCCCACGCACUUGUGUAUACCUCCGCAGCUCGUCCUUCGUGCUUCUAUUCAAUGGCGAUAUAGAAUGAAAGAAAAGGGAUCGGCGGGGAGGGUCGCGGUCCGUAGAAGUGCUGCUGCUCUGCCGACCGACCGACGCGGUGGAAAAUGCCGGGCGUCCGCUUCGUCGGUGAUUUCCAGCAGAACGGGUGACGCCUGCUGCGGGCGGCGGCGGCUCCGCGGUCCGCGCGGCCGAUCACUCCAGUCGAGUCCGCGAUGUGUCGGGAGCACCACCGCCACCACUUCGCCGCCGGCGCCGCCCUCGCCUUCGCGGCCCUGGCCCUCCUGCUGCAGGCUCGCGGCCUCCGGGCGGGCGCCGGCGCCGACCCGGACCAGGGCUGCCUGUCGUGCCUGUGCCAGGCCGCCACGGGCUGCGACGCCAACCGCGACUGCGAGGCGGACACGUGCGGCAUGUUCGCCAUCUCGCGGCAGUACUGGAAGGACGCCGGCGCGCCGGGGGGAGAUUUUGAAACGUGUGCCCUGGACCCCGCAUGUGCGACGCAGUGCGUCCAGUCGUACAUGCAAAAAUUCGCGCGGGACUGCGACGGAGACGGCGAGGUGGGCUGCAGCGACUACUGCCGCCUGCACCACCUGGGCCGCGAGGGCUGCGGCGCGGCCCUAGGCGGCGGCUUCGCAUCGCGCCUCGCCUCCUGCAACGCCUCUGUGCCGCUGGGGGACUUCUACGCGCGGGCGGCGCUGAGGGCGCCCAGGCAAGGGACGUCCUGGCAGAACGGCGGCGGUUCCAACUCCUUUCCGCAGCGCUCAUCGGGGUCCUCGGGAGGGAGCCCCAGCUACAGCUUCAACCCCAGCGUGAGCUACAGCCGGUCCGUGACGGUCAACCCGACCUACCAGAGUGGUGGUGGUGGUGUUGGUGGCGGCGGCUACUCGCUGGCCACCGGUUCCACCGGCUACCAAAACGGCCAGUACCAGGGGGGUUCCUCCGGCUACCAAAACGGCCGGUACCAGGGGGGUUCCACCGGCUACCAAAACGGCCGGUACCAGGGGGGUGCCUCCGGCUACUUGACGGGCUCUGGCUACCAGCAGGGCGGAGGCUACGGCGGCUACAGCGGCUACGAGGAGAGCGGCUACAGGACGGCGGGGGUUGGGGGCCGGGUGGGGGCCUUUGGCCGGCCGAACGACUACCGCGAGGGCUACCUCUGGGGCGCCGGAGAGAGCGGGGGCUUCUCGGGCGGCAGGCGCUACUCCGGGGGCGGCUCCUCUGGCUACGGCGGCCGCCUGCCCGUCGUGGUGUCGGCGCGCACGGGCACCCGCUCCGCCCCCGUGUCAUCGUCCUGCCUGUCCUGCAUCUGCAACGCCCUCACCGGCUGCGACCCCCUGGCCGGCUGCAGCGGCGGCGGCUGCGGCGCCUUCAAGCUGUCCCCGGCCUACUGGAGGGACUGCGGCUCGCCGGGACAGACUUACGAAUACUGCACCCGUGACUUCGCCUGUUCCAGCUCUUGUGCCCGAACGUAUCUCACUAAGUAUGCUCAGGACUGCAAUGGGGAUGGAUCGGUUGACUGCGGGGACUACGCCAGGAUCCAUCGACUUGGCGCGUUCGGCUGCAGCGGGGCGCUGGACGAGCCGUACCGGUCUUACGUGGAUUCUUGCAGUGCUUACUGAGGCGAUGCAGGGAUCGAGCUUGAGAGGAGGUGCUCGGGUUGGGGCUAAGCAACGCUGCCUGGUUAUUGAUUGCCUGGAGACAGCUGGUGCUCAAUUGCUCCCAGAGUAGGACAAGAGCUUUGAGUGCUGGAGGUAAGAUUGC